AUGAUGAAACAACAUCACAGCGGAAGGGUCAUGCAACUAGUGUUGUUGUUGGUUUUGAGUGUUUUUUCUUUUACACAUGGACAACUGACACCUGUCGCUCCAUCCUACAACAUUACAAACAUUGGAGGUGGAUUUGGUGCUGGAGAUGGUUAUUCACCACUCUUAGCCAGUAUGGGAUUAAUUUCUGGAUUGUCUUUUAUUUCACAAAAUCUCUACGUGACAGAUGGCAGUAUGAACCUCGUAAGAAAAAUUGACAUGUCCAAUCCACAAAAUCCACUGAUUCAAACCAUAGCAGGUGUGUUGAAUGGUAAAGGAUAUAAUGGAGAUAAUCUAUUGGCAACAUUGGCCACACUCUCUUCACCUUCUUCGAUUGCUUUUAACGCAUUGACAAGUGACAUUUAUGUGUGUGAGCAAGGCAGUCAUCGAAUUAGAAAGAUUGAUUCACAAGGUUUGAUUUCUACCAUUGCAGGUACUGGACAAGCUGGUUUCAAUGGUGAUAAUAUUGUAGCUAACACUUCCAUGUUAAAUUCUCCUUCGAGUAUUGCAAUUUCCAUAAAUGGAGAUUUAUUUGUGUCAGACACGAAUAAUCAUAGAAUUAGAAAAAUUUCUCUCUCGACCAUGAUCAUCACUACAAUUUGUGGAAAUGGAAUUGACAAGUAUUCAGGCGAUGACGGUCCAGCAAACUUGGCAACCUUAAAUGGACCAACCUCAAUUUCCUUUUCGAGUAAUAACGAAUUGUUGAUUGCAGACACUUUGAAUAUGAGAAUUAGAAAGAUUGCACAAAAUGGAAUGAUUUAUACAGUGGCUGGAAAUGGUACCCAAGGAUACGACGGCGAUGGUAAUUUAGCAACUGCAUGUACUUUAAACACUCCCAAGGGUUUGGCGCUCACUUUACAAAAUGACAUUUUGAUUUCUGACACUUUGAAUCAUGUCAUUAGAAAGGUCACUGUGGCUACUGGUGUCAUUGAUACCAUUGUUGGUAGUGGAGUUGCAGGUUUUUCAGGUGAUGGCUCUCUCCCACGAACUUGUCAAUUAAAUUCACCCAUGGGACUUGCAUUUUCUCCAAAUUCGGAAAAUUCAGAAUUAUACAUUGCUGAUCAAUCCAAUCGAAGAGUUAGAAAAGUAUCCUUCUCGACCAAUACCAUUACAACCAUUGCAGGAAGAGGUCAAGAAGAGUUAUUCAAUGGAGAUUCUGUUCCAGCUGACAUGACAAAUUUGGCAAGUCCUUUAGGUGUCAGCUUGUCAUUGGAUGAACAAGUCAUUGUGAGCGAUUAUGGAUAUCAAAGAAUUCGAAGUGUGAAUGUCAAGAAUGGUCGAAUGAUUGACACCAUGGCAGGAUCUGGCACUCCUGGUUUCAGUGGAGACAAUGGUUCUGCAAAAAGUGCAUCUUUCAAUUAUCCUUCAGGAAUUUUUAUGAAAUCGAACGGAGAUCUUUUGAUUUCUGACACUUUCAAUCAUCGUAUUCGAAAAAUCGAUGCGAGCAACGGAGUGAUUACAACAAUUGCUGGAACUGAUUCUACGUUUGGAGAAGGCGAUACAAAUUCUCAAAAUUCCAUGUUGAACUAUCCAAAUGGCAUUGCAGUUUCAACUCUAACAAGAGAGGUCUAUAUUAGCGAUACAAGACAUCAUCGAAUUCGUAAAAUUGAUGCAAAUGGACGAAUUUCGACUGUGGUAGGAACCGGUGUGGCAGGUGACAGCGGUGCCGAUGGAGUAACAUCAGGUACUUUGGCUCAAAUUAACGCUCCAAGAGGAAUUGCCAUUUCUGAAGCUACGAAUGAAAUUUAUUUUGCAGAUUCUCUCAAUAACAAGAUUAAGAAAAUUAAUGGAAAUUCUGGAACUGUAAUCACUGUGGCUGGAAAUGGACAAUUUAAUUUCUCAGGUGACGGUGGAUUAGCCCUCGACGCUUCAUUGGGAACUCCUACUGAUGUUGCUCUAAGUCUUGCAACCAAUGAGCUGUUCAUUGCAGAUUCGAAAAAUAUUAGAAUUCGCAAACUUUCUUUAGCCACAGGCAUCAUCACUACCAUUUCUGGAAAUGGAACUUUUGCCAUCGAUCCUGCCAGUGGAGAUUUUGGAAAUGCUCAAAAUGCUCUCUUCCGAGAACCCACCAGUAUUUCCCUCACUUCUAGCGGAAAUGAACUCUACAUUGCAGAUCCCUAUAGUUCCAGAAUUAGAAAAAUUGAUUUCAUUUCGGGAAUCAUUACAACCGUUGCAGGAGGAGGUUCUUCAAGAGAAGAAAACAGUGCAGCCAUUGAUUGGCAAUUAACAUCUCCAGUGAGUGUCCAUGUUUCUCCAGAUAAUUCUGCAGUGUAUAUUGUCGAUCAAUGUAGUGUUAAGAAAGUUCUCGUAUCGACUGGAAAUUUAACAACAAUUGCUGGUUUGAAUGCUCAAUAUAGAUCUUGUGGUUAUGAUGGAGAGGGAUUGGCAACGAGUAGAAAAGUGAAUCGACCAAUGGAUGUUGCAUUGUAUACUCCCUCAAAUGGUGAACAUCAAUUGUAUAUUGCAGAUGCCAAUAAUAAUAGAGUAAGAAAGGUUUCUUUGACAAGUGGCAUGAUGACAACUGUCGUGGGUGGAGUUGGAGAUGGAGGUCUCGCUGUGAAUGCUCGUCUCUUCUUCCCAAGAAGUGUCUUUUCAUCAAGCAUGGAUGGUUCCAUCUAUAUUGCCGAUUCAGGAAAUAAUCGAAUUAGAAAAAUUAAUGAAUCUACUGGAAUUAUCGAAACCAUUGCAGGAAUUGGAACUGCAGGAUACAAUGGAGAUUUUUCAGACGCUACAAGUGCCAUGUUGAACGCACCUAAUGGUGUAGUCGUUUCCAAAUUGGGUGAAGUCUAUAUUGCAGAUUCUCAAAAUCAUCGAAUCAGAAAAAUUUUCACAAACGGAACCAUUAUUACCAUUGCUGGUACAGGCACUGCAGGAUACAAUGGCGAUCAAAUUCGAGCCAUAGAUAGUCAAUUGAAUUAUCCAACUUCAUUAUUAUUAUCCAAAACAGAAAAAUAUUUAUGGAUUGCUGACACGAAUAAUCACAGAAUUCGAAGAAUUUCAUUACAAAAUGGAAUCAUGACAACUGUGGCAGGAAAUGGAAUUGGAGGUUUUGUACCCAAUACUGCUCAACAAGAACUCGUUGGAGUGGAUGCUACUACGACCUUAUUGAACGGACCUCAUUCGUUGACCUUUACCAAAAAUGGUGAAAUUUACUUUGUGGAUUCCCAAAAUGGAAGAUUACGAUUACUUUCUCCUUCGUGUGGCUAUGGCUUCUCUUGGAACAGCGCAACCGAUGAAUGCCAUCCAUGUCCACUCGGAUACACUGGUUACUCCUCCAAAUGCAACGUCCCAAUUUGUUUUGGAAUUUCCAACGAUUCCUCUCUCGUUUGCAAUUCCAGAAGUGGAAACUGUCUCGCUCCUGACAGGUGUCAAUGCAUGAAUGGUUUCUACGGUCUCGAUUGUACCAUUCCAUUUUGUGCCACGAAUUUAUUUAACAGCAGUUCGACCACGAGUUCACAAAAUUAUUGUCCACAAGAUGGAUCCUCCAGUAAUUCUCAACAACAAACUCAAACGAAAAGUGAAAUUAUUCCAACGUUGCAAGAUCUUGGCGCUAAAUUUAUCAACUUUACAAAAGAUGAAAGUGUGAAGGCGCAACUUCCUGAGAGUAUUUCACAACAUUUGAUUGAGAAGGGAUUGAAUGCGAGUGAGAAGGUAACUUUAUUGUCGUCGAUUUAUCAACCAGUGGCAUCGGUGGAGAGUCGUUCGGAUGUGGAGGCGCCACUUGUCAGCUCCGUGUUGACCAUUUCCUUAUUUGAUAAGAAGGGUGCAAAAAUUUCCAUUUCCGAGUUGAAAGAUCCUAUUGAAUUAUCCUUCUCGAAUAUUGUGGUUGAAAGUACGAAUAAUAAGGAUUUCAAUUAUUCAUGCAUGUAUUUUGAUGAAAUUAAGAAAGAUUGGUCUUUGGAUGGUCUCCUGUCAGAAGUCUCCAAUUUAGAAAUUUCAACCAAGACUGUGAAAUUCAACAUCAAAUGCAAGACGUACCACUUGACAUCGUUUGGAAUUAUCGAUCAGAAUUUUAAGAGAGCUACAAAACCCACUCAAUCUUCCAACGGAAAUGUAGAUAACAGUUCGACCAUUUUGGCCAUUGUAUUAUCGGCUGUGGGAUCUUUAUUGGUCUUGUCUGUGAUUGUAUUGAUUGUGGUCGUUGUGAUUGCAUUGUACGUACGAGCUGCAAAGAAGAGACAAGCAGAAAAGAUUUAA
This is a messenger RNA of Naegleria lovaniensis, 4233 nucleotides long. RefSeq lists its product as uncharacterized. The record is from RefSeq and is a predicted model, not a curated record. Lineage: Eukaryota; Heterolobosea; Eutetramitea; Acrasida; Naegleriidae. The transcript has a single exon. Bases 1 to 4233 code for a protein of 1410 amino acids. Gene Ontology annotation, molecular function: protein binding.